GUUGCAUAUCGCUACCGGAAGUGGGACUGAGACAAUGGUGUGGUGCUAGUAUCCCGAUGUGAACAUGAUGCAGUGCUACUGGCCAACUCCCGGCGGGGAACUCCAGUUCCUCACCAUCAAGGCUCUUAAUGAGUGGGACUCUAAGUUGUCAGGCAGUGUGGAGUGGCGCCGAAAACUGGACACACAGCGUGGUGCAGUGUUGGCCAACGAGUUACUUAACAAUGCUUGCAAGCUGGACUAAGUGGACUGUGCAGGCUUUACUUGCUGGCUCCGACCAGAUUAAGUUCGGGUAUGUGAGUCGGAGCCCACCAUGUGCGAAGACUCGAUCUAAGCACGUGAUCCUAGGGCACACAGCAGUAUAAGCCCAACGAGUUUGCCACCCAGAUUAACCUGAAUAAUGGACCAUGCUUGGGGAAUUCUGCGGUGCAUCAUUGGACACUCAUGCAUGAAGCAGAAAGGAUGG
Homalodisca vitripennis (glassy-winged sharpshooter) is the source of this 463-nucleotide messenger RNA. RefSeq names its product eukaryotic translation initiation factor 3 subunit D-1-like. The record is from RefSeq and is a predicted model, not a curated record. The coding region runs from base 65 to 241 and encodes 58 amino acids. Gene Ontology annotation, cellular component: cytoplasm; eukaryotic translation initiation factor 3 complex. The transcript is spliced from 3 exons. Gene Ontology annotation, molecular function: translation initiation factor activity. Gene Ontology annotation, biological process: translational initiation. Lineage: Eukaryota; Metazoa; Arthropoda; Insecta; Hemiptera; Cicadellidae.